GGAGAAACGCUUCCUUUCGGGUUUAUUGCUGCAUACAGUUGGAAAUAAAAGUCGUAUACAUUGCAGUUAUGCAUGUUAAGUGUUUGAGGUGGUUUCGAUGGUUAUUUUUUUAAGGAAUUAGACGAAGUCGGACCCGUGCGGAUUAGCAUGUUGGGUGGCCCUUUAACUCUUGUUUACAUUGAGCUGCUAAAAAAUAGCUUUAGCAUCAACACUUACAGUCAUGACAUCAAUAUGUUCUGUAUAUCAGUAUCGUUCACCUGGCUUUUCAACGUUUUAGGAGGUGAAUUCUGAUUACGAGUUUUGUACGAGGUCGGAAUUUACGGGGAAAAAUCUAACAAUAAUCAUAAUAAUAAAUAACGUAUCUUUAGUGCCUCUGACAACGGAAAGUAAAACGAGCAUUGUCAUCUUUGUAAGGCGGACUUUUUGCUGAUGUCAUUAGAUGUUCUGUGUGCAGUGUGCAAGUUUGGAAGGCACCUGAAUGCGGUUUGGGUCUGUGUUUUUGUGUCAUUCACAGCAGGUUCUAUGCUCCAGUUCAGGACCACAGAAGAAGAACAUAGUUGUGAGAUCUCCCAGCUCCGACAAGCAGCGUUACAAAACAAUGACAGACUCCUUGAUGACAUGCUGUGCCAGGAAAUCUACAAGAAGAUCAUCAACUACAGAGGUGGCUGGGGCAUCGCGGGCACCCCUCUUCACGCCGCCGUGUCCAAGGGCCACCUCAGUUGUCUGCAGGUUUUGCUGACCCACGGCGCCUUGGUGGACUGUGUGGAUGUCAAAGCCCAGACGCCUCUUUUCGCUGCAGUUCGAGGGAAGUACCUGGACUGCGUCUUAGCGCUCCUCAGGGCCGGCGCUGACCCUAAUGGGAACUCCUCUAACAACUGCUCCCCCGUCCUCACUGCUGCUCGUGAGGGCGAUGCUGCAAUACUGCAGGAACUGCUCAAACACGGUGCUGAGGUGAACUCGCGCUCCAAAGUCCUGCUCUGGACCUCAAGCGCCAGGGUGUCGAGCGGGCCGCUGUACCUGGCCGCCGUAUAUGGACACAUGGAGUGCUUCAAACUGCUGCUCCUCUACGGGGCCGAUCCAGACUACAACUGUGCCGACCCCAGACUGCUGAGUACCAUCAAGCAGCCCAAAACUGUGCUGGAGAUGUGUUUGAGGCACGGCUGCAGUGUGGAGUACAUCCAACUUCUCAUCGACUUCGGAGCCAACGUCUACCUUCCCACGCUUAUCAUCGAGAAGUCCACCAAGCAGAAUGAAGCUGUGGAGCUGCUGCUGCAGGAGAGAGGUGCCACACACAUUCAGAUUAUCCAAUAUCUUAUAGUGGGUUUCUUCGAGGAAUCUAUUGGAAAUCCAAAGGCCUUGACGUCACAGUGCAGACUGGCUGUGCGAAGAUACCUCAAAAAGAUCAACAAGAUCCACUGUAUCGAGCAGCUGGAGAUGCCAACAAGUGUCAUUAACUUCUUGCAGUACAAGCCUCUCCCAGUCACCCUUCUAUAGCUUCAUGUUGCAUCAUGUAAUUUUGUCUCCAUACGUUUUUUUUUUCUUUUUAAAUUGACCAACUGAUCAGUCUGUGUAACGUCAGAUCUGUUACAUUAAAUGUCAAUGUGUGGCUAAGUACUGUGUACUUUAUUUAUGUCAUAUGUGUGAUUUAUUUAUGUGUGGUAGGAAAACUGCACUUAAAAAAAAUGCCCAUCCACAAUCCUGAUACAAAACACACAUCAUUGCCUUUUCUGUGCGUUCCAACAAGAGAAACGCAGCUAACAAUGCGUGAGCCCUCUAAAACGCCCACUAUGUUCCAUUGACAUCACGUGACCUGCAUAUUAACCAAGAUACAGCAACUUAUUGUAGGAGCAAACACCAAAUAACUACUUUUCUGGCGUAGUGACACAGCACUUUGCUCACAGUGCCUCCCACUACCACUGCUAGAGCAGACAUUGUGACAGAGAAUGGCUUCGUGUUUCACUGUAGCUGGAUCUGCAGACCACCCAGCAACAUUAUUCUCUGCCUGGGGGGAGUAAACGUAAAAAGUAGUAGUCGUCACGAAGUCUGCCAUGAUUAGUGAUAGCAAACGCUCUCUCUGUAUUGCUGUUGUUGCUAUGGGGUCUGUGAAAUCAAUGCGCCUAGGAAGGAAGCUCCGGUAAUGCUUAAAAUGACCAAAAUACUGUCAGUAUUACAUAUCAUCGGGAAUGUACCUGCUACUACAUGGUCACAGAAUGUAUAUAAAACGAUAACACGCUUCAUAGAGGGCUCUAUAGGAGGAAUAGGUGAAUCCCAUUAUGUGCAUUGUUAGCUGCCUCAUGCUGGCAGUGUUUCUGUAUUUAGGACGCACAGAAGAGACGUGUUCAAGUCUCACAUAAGGAUUUUGUGCAGUCAAAUUAGACAAAAGUAAAAAAAAUAUGACCUAUAAUGUCCUUUAUAUAACAUGACUAUCAAGAGAAUGCAGAUGGUGCAAAGUCCAAGAUGUAUUGAGAUUGCAAUGAAGGCUGGUUGAAUAAACUGCCGGCAUGCUAACGUGCUAAAUUCCAAGCUAACCGACUACACGUGCUGAAAAACUUUGGUAAUAAGUUUUGAUGUCAGUGGGCAAGCUUGUCGACAAAAGCAAAUGUUUAGGUUCAAAUUAUCAAAAUAUAUGUACAAAAAAAAAAAAGAUAGUAUGCAACAAUACAAUAGUAAAAAGUA
Dunckerocampus dactyliophorus (ringed pipefish) is the source of this 2676-nucleotide messenger RNA. RefSeq names its product ankyrin repeat and SOCS box protein 12-like. NCBI's taxonomy places the organism in Eukaryota, Metazoa, Chordata, Actinopteri, Syngnathiformes, Syngnathidae. Bases 430 to 1494 code for a protein of 354 amino acids. Gene Ontology annotation, molecular function: transcription cis-regulatory region binding; protein binding. Gene Ontology annotation, biological process: positive regulation of transcription by RNA polymerase II; intracellular signal transduction. The transcript has 2 exons. Gene Ontology annotation, cellular component: nucleus; cytoplasm. The record is from RefSeq and is a predicted model, not a curated record.